AUGACUAAUUCCUCUUCUUUGGCUUCUUCUUUGAGUAAUGAUUUUACUUUUGCAAACAUCUAUCAACCUUCUUCACCUUUCAUUCAAUCAAGUUAUCAUCACUUUUCUACUUAUCCUCCUUCUGCUUCUUAUGGCUACAAUCAUAAUAAUGUCAACAAGGUUUAUACAACCGAAAAAUAUCCGUCCUCUUUCUUACCACCUGAAACUGGCUCUUCUGCUUCAUCUUCAAUACUCUCAACUUCGCCAUCGUCGAUUUCUUCUUCCUCAUCCAAUAGCGCUGAAACUCAAUUUUCACCUUCUAUUAAAUCCGGCAACGUAUUGAAGACUAAAGGAUCUAGAGCUUCACUUCGUAGCAAUCGCACAAGUUAA
Messenger RNA from Entrophospora candida, 369 nucleotides. The record is from the annotation of a GenBank genome assembly. NCBI's taxonomy places the organism in Eukaryota, Fungi, Glomeromycota, Glomeromycetes, Entrophosporales, Entrophosporaceae.